AUCUUCCUGAGGGUUGUUACAUGGUGGUGAGUGCAAUCAUAGGUCUUGUCUUCAUCACGGGUGGGAGUGGGAUCAUUGUGUGGAUUGGUGGGGGGUUAAUUGGUUGAUAUCAGUUAUACCUGACGCCAUACUGCAUUGUGACUCAUUUUACAUUUGCUGUUACUAGGAUCUUCAAAUAAUUAAUUUAGUUGUCUUUCAGGUGUGUAUAUCUUCAUGGCCACAUGCAUGGAAGACCCAAGACCAUCCCAUUGAUUAAUAUCAGUUUUGCUAUUCGAUUUAUUUGGAUGAUAGGCCGGAAUAAAGAGAAUAUCCGACUUAUCUGCUUUAAUAGCGUGGUUUUAUAAGGUAGAUUUUUAAAGGAGGCUACUAUUGAUAACGCAAAAGCACAUACUGUAUUUACAUUAGACGUUCAAGUGGUAUCACUGUCAAGUUCACGUUAUAAAGGAUAAUCACAAAGUAUGUCACGAUACUUGUUAGUUAUAUGCAGUCAGUCAGCGCAAAUGCAGUGUUUCCCAUAUAUAGCACAUUUUGAAGAUUGCACCUUUAAUAGCAAGGAGCCCAUUUCCUAUGAAGUUGGGUCACUGUGGUGGAAGGUAAAUACAGAAUCAAAUAAGGAGUUUGCAAAGGCGCAGGCAGGUAGCAUGCGAAAACCCACAAUCUUUCCAAAGUGCAGAAGUUUUUUCUUCGAUCUCAUUCCGCUCUACUGUCUAUCCUCAACGCAUACUCAUUAGUGUAUUGUCGCGAAAUACAUUUUUUUUCUCAGAUUUUUGUAACCUAAGACGUUUUGAGAAUCCAUUUCAGGUAAAUUACAAAUCAGAUCAGGUAAUAUUAAUGUUCCAAUAUGUUUGUCGGAGAUAGUUCAGUUACAUGGGCUAUAUGUUUUUUUACCCAGAGAGGAUAGGAGUUUUAUUCUUUUUUUUAACGUGUGAAAUGCUGAAGGCGAGAGGGGACGUAUAAUCAACUUUUACCAGUUGAAUUUAGACAACUAUAUUGCACAAAUCCACUUUUCUGGACGAAGCCAGCCUAAAUAUGUUGGUUUCAUUUUGUUAAGACACUCCCGGACCGGACUAAAAUUUAAUUAACGCAGAUGCUUCUUAGUUGGGGUGUGGGAAGAGUCUGACUUCAGGGAAAUGGCAGUUAAUACACUGAAUUUAAACUACCAAACGUCUAUUUAGACCGAAUCACCAUCUCUUCAAAAUUUCAGAUAAAUGUUCAAUAUGAAGACCCUGUCCUGGUUUGUGUUUGCCCUGUGUAUUCUCCAUGUGGUGGGUGAGGUGAUCUACAAGAGAAUUGGUCUGCCUGUCAAUAUUGAUUGUGGAGUCAAGACGUCUAACAAGGAUGUAGAGUGGAAACAUAAAGCUGUGGGGGAAAGUGCAUCUGUGUUGAUCAUGGGCAUUACAUGGAACAAUGGCAAGCAGCGGAAAGGAAAGGCUCCCAUGGUUGAAAGGGCGAAAAUAAGUUGGGGCAAGCUGGAAAUCUCUGCUCUACAGGGUGGUGACGCCGGACUUUACAUCUGUAUAGCGGACAAGAAAAAUAUGGAUCACAGACUCGACAUUGUCACAGUCAAUGUCCACCCCACCAAUGUCCUCAUCCAAGGCACCAAUGCUAUCCUCGAGUGCCAGGUGACAGGAGUGGAUCCCUUGCCCAGUGUGGAGUGGCUUAGGCCAGGUGGAAUGGCGGCAGGGGCCCCUGUACGACCUGGCUUUGGGAAUGUCUCUUUCAGCUCUGUGGCCCUGUCAGACACAGGAGAAUGGACAUGUCAGAUUACUCAGAAUGAGAAAACACACAAAGAGACUCAGACCAUCAAUGUGAAAAGUUUGUUGACUGUUAAGCCCCUCUUGCCGGUGGAUGGCCAAGAUGAUGGGCAGGGGCACAGUGUACCUAACUCGGAUGUAAACACAGUGACAACUUGCUAUCACUGUACCAAAGGCAGUCAGCAGCCCGUUGAGGGGGUGUCCAUGCUGGGCUUAAGCCUGUGGGUGUGGGUGGCAGUGGGAGCAGGAUGCCUGAUCAUGGUCUUACUCCUGGUGACCAUUGUUCUCCUGCACCGCAGGAACAAAAUAAUGAAGAGAAGAGACCGGAAGGUGAAGAACACCAGAGAGCCCCUGAGGUCCAACGACUACUGCCAGUGUAACCGCACACUAGUGGGUCCACCUCAGAGGACACAGAGAGAGAAGCCUUUGGCUGUACCACGGAAACAGCGCUGAUGGAGCGGAGUAUUAUGGGCUGGAACAGGCUUGAUCGACGACACAGGGUGGAUGGGAAAAUGAUAGAGAGAGAAAAGUAGUCUUGUACAGUUAGAGAGAUCCAAAGGGAGAGAGAGGGGGGUGAGAUAAUGUAAAUGGGCUUAUGUCUGUUUCACAAAUAUGAAUGAUGAAAUUAUAUAAACUGAAAAUCACGUGUUGAAGAAAGAAACAAGCAAUGUUAUUCUUACCUAGGUUAUUGAAUGUCAUCUGACGUCUUUCCAGCAUUGUCAGCAUUGCCAUCCUCUACUGCAUUGCAUCUUUGUACUUAGAUAAUAUUCAAUGAUUAUUCAUUUUCACACAAAGCCUCAGACUUUGUGUACGGUUUUAGAAGGCUUUUGCAAUGAUUCUUGCUGUUAUAUUGCUCAGCGUGGCCUAUUUACAGACGUUACAAUUUUGUCUACUUUAUGGCUACUUAAAAAAAAAAUACCUGCUUGUUAUGUUGUGAAUUGACAUACCUGUUCAAUUCAUGUGUUUUCUUGUUAAAGGGAAUGAACAUCAUAAUAAUCAAUAAAGCCACGUUUUUGGA
This is a messenger RNA of Salvelinus fontinalis (brook trout), 2772 nucleotides long. RefSeq lists its product as uncharacterized. The record is from RefSeq and is a predicted model, not a curated record. Bases 1209 to 2207 code for a protein of 332 amino acids. NCBI's taxonomy places the organism in Eukaryota, Metazoa, Chordata, Actinopteri, Salmoniformes, Salmonidae. Gene Ontology annotation, cellular component: external side of plasma membrane; membrane raft. The transcript is spliced from 9 exons. Gene Ontology annotation, molecular function: protein tyrosine kinase binding; MHC class II protein binding. Gene Ontology annotation, biological process: positive regulation of ERK1 and ERK2 cascade; interleukin-15-mediated signaling pathway; T cell activation.